UCCCGCAUUUUAUACCACAGGGAAAUACCAAACGGAUAUUGCUAUGAACGUGUAUUGUUUUGCUAGACAGCUUGUGAAAUAUACAACAUCAAUCUAUAUAUACGAAUAUUACUAGGUCGGUAUUGUCGUUCCAGACAAAAUGCAUUUCAAAAUAAUUUUGGCCACAUUUACUACAUGUAUGUAUUGCUGUCUAAAAUGUGAUGUGUUUGCUACAAAUGAAACAGUUAAAUGUAAAACAAAGCUUGGAAUAUUUACUGGAACUUUAACCGAAUGUGAAUUUGAUUUUUCAAAGAGAUUUGUUAUGCGAUUUUUGAAGAUUCCGUUUGCGAUGCCACCUGUUGAUAAUUUACGAUUUAGAAGACCGAUACCGUUUGGAUUUAACGGUAACGAAACGUACGACGCAACCAGGUUCGGUCCAGCCUGCAUGCAACCUCACUACGGAGCUGACCUCUUCCAGCAGAGCGAAGAUUGCCUACAUCUGAAUGUUUUUAUACCAGGAAGAGCUAUUAAUACUCAGAGAAAAUUUGCUGUUAUGGUUUAUAUACACGGCGGAAGUUUUCUAAUCGGAAGUGGAAUAACAUAUUCAGGUGAUAUAUUAAGUGCCUUUAACGACGUUAUCGUAGUGACACUCAACUACCGGUUAAAUAUAUUUGGAUUUCUAAGUUCCGGCACAGACAACGAUGGAAAUUUGGGUUUAUGGGACAUGCGCAUGGCUAUUAAGUGGAUCCAUGACCACAUUGAUUCCUUCGGCGGGGAUAACGAACGGGUAACACUAUUCGGCAACUCGGCCGGUGGGGCGGCUGUCAUGUACCAGGCUCUUUAUCCACCAAACAGGGGCCUUUUUCAAAGGGUUAUUGCUCAAAGCGGCUCAAGCCUUUCGGGUUGGGCUCUACAAAGAAAUUCCAAGGAACUGUAUGAAAUCUUACAAAAGCAGGUGCCAUGUACACUUGAUGAAAUAUUAAGUUGUUUCCAAAAGGUUCCUGCAUCAAAGUUACUAAAAAUACACUUGGAAAUAGAAGAUGCAAAAGUUACUUUUGGGCCAUCCGUAGAUAAUGAGUUUAUACCGUAUAAUCCAGCACACUUACUAGUGAAAAAGACUCAUACAAGUAUGAAGAUUUUGGAAUUCUUCUCAGAGCUCGAUUUCAUGACGGGGAUAACUAGUAUGGAUGGAGCCUUGGAUUGGGCAUAUAGCCAUCCCAUUUCAAAUAAUAAUAGUAUAGAAGACUUUGAAGAAAGUAUUAAAAAAGAGAUUUUUUAUGAUUUCAGUAUAGAACUUUCAAAAGAUGUUUUGCAUGAGAUAUCAACACAUUAUUCAAUGUCUAAGGACAUAUCAAUGGAAACGAUGAUUAAUUUUACAACAGAUCUUGUGUUUCUGAUACCAGCUCACCUAUCAGCCAAAACACAUGCUAUGAAAAUGAACAAAGGAUACACUUUCUUUUAUGUAUUUGAUGAAACACCAUCAUUUGCACCGUACAUAAACUUUAUAGAUGGAGCAAGCCAUGCGUUUGAACUUCCAUACGUUUUUGGUUUUCCAAAAGAGAUGGAACAAUGGUAUAUGCUUAACUACGACACUACGAACUUCUCAGUUGUUUCAAAGGAAGAAUUCGAGUUUUCAAAGGUUAUCAUGAAACUAUGGAGCAAUUUUGCUAAGUUUGGGUAAGCUCGUCGUUUGACAGGGAUCCAAACAUCCAACCCUCUGGUCAGUCAGAGGCUGAUGUUCCUUACUGGCCACAGUAUAGAAACUCUGAUGAAUUCUACCUGAAUCUACAGCCAGGAAUGACCAAUUCGUCUGUUUGCCAACAUGUUGCUGGCGAGAGGACGAAACUAUUGGAAGACCUUCUAUUCAAUGACCACAAGGUGCAGGUGUCAGCAUCGAGUCCUAUUGUUAACAAUACGUUUGUGUGUAUGAUUAGUUUUUGUUUAAAUUCAUGGUUCAGGUUUUGGUAGUUGAGGUUUUAAUGAUGUUGGUUUAAACAACAUUUAUUUCGAUAUAACAUUUACAAUUAGUUUAGUUUUACAAAUUUGAGCAUGAUCAACGCUAACAAAUACCAAAUAUGUAAUGCAUUUAAACAAAGAACAUGCAAAUUAUGCACAAGACAAUAUUUUAAACAGAAUUGAGAAGAAAGCCUUAAUGCUUAUACUAUGUCUCGCUUCUGUAGGUCAUUCUAGCUGCUUAGGCUGUUGCGCAAGUUGCGGCACUCGAAUAAAUAUAAUCUUAUAGUCGUAUGGUGUCAACUAUGGUAUGUAAACUAUAAGUUGUUUUAGUCUUUAAUCAGUUAGUUAGAAGGAAGAAAGGAUAAAGGUAGAAGAAAAGGAAGGUGAAAUGAGAGGGGUGGUACAGGCACUGGUCAGAUCGGGAUCGGGAUUAGGUUUAAUAAAAUGUGUACUCAAAUACCUUUAGAUUGACGGAUAUAGUUCUGGACGUUGUCAAAGAUAAGUUUGUUCGUUUGAUAUGAUGCUUCCUUCGAUCCAAAGAGUAACAGUUGGAGAGACAAUUGACCAACGGUGGAUAACUGACCAAUCAGAUGAUUUCUUUGGACGUAUAUAAUGGACAGGUGAAGAAAUAGUAUUUCACUGAUGUUGGUUUUUAUUUUUUAUUUUGUAUUAAACCAUGAAGUGUAAACAAACAAUACGAAAAAUAAGA
Messenger RNA from Mya arenaria, 2644 nucleotides. Its product is annotated as bile salt-activated lipase-like. NCBI's taxonomy places the organism in Eukaryota, Metazoa, Mollusca, Bivalvia, Myida, Myidae. The transcript has 2 exons. Bases 140 to 1660 code for a protein of 506 amino acids. The record is from RefSeq and is a predicted model, not a curated record.